Chaetomium globosum CBS 148.51 is the source of this 1071-nucleotide messenger RNA. RefSeq lists its product as uncharacterized. NCBI's taxonomy places the organism in Eukaryota, Fungi, Ascomycota, Sordariomycetes, Sordariales, Chaetomiaceae. The record is from RefSeq and is a predicted model, not a curated record. Gene Ontology annotation, biological process: glutamyl-tRNA aminoacylation. The transcript is spliced from 2 exons. Bases 1 to 1071 code for a protein of 356 amino acids. Gene Ontology annotation, molecular function: ATP binding; glutamate-tRNA ligase activity. Gene Ontology annotation, cellular component: cytosol; methionyl glutamyl tRNA synthetase complex.
AUGACCGACUCCAAGAUUCACGGCUGGGCGCCGACGCUCUCGGUACCUGAUUUUAAGGCCGUGGAAGGCGUGCUGCUUGAACUCGAGCGGCAUCUGACCUUGCGCACCUACCUGGAUGGCUACGAGUUGAGCUCUGCUAACACCGACGCGUGGAUUGCCCUGCGGGUAAACAAAGUCGCAACUGGCGCCGUUCGCAAAGGUAGCCUGACUAACGUGGCCCGUUGGUUUUCUUUCAUCGAAGCCAACCAUCCCGAAAUCAAGGGCGAGAUCAAGGCAGCCCAGGCUAAAGCAAAAGAGAAACGCGCGACAGCUAGCAAAGCUGGUGGCAGCUACAACAUUGGCCUGAAGAACACCGAGAACAGCGUGGUCACGCGCUUCCCCCCAGAGCCCUCAGGAUACCUCCAUAUCGGCCAUGCCAAAGCCGCUUUUCUAAACGACUAUUUUGCUCACGAGGCGUUUGACGGCAAACUCAUCGUCCGGUUUGAUGACACGAAUCCGGCGAGGGAGAAGCAGGAAUUCCAGGACUCCAUCCUCGAAGACCUCCAACUCCUCGGGAUCAAGCCGGACCGUAUAACGUACACGAGCGACUAUUCCCAGCAGUUAUACAAUAUUUGUGAGCGUAUGAUUGCAGCGGGAAACGCCUACGCCGACGACACGGACCCUAACGUCCAAAAGGAGGAACGGCGGAUUCGGCUUCCGAGCAAGCGACGAGACCGCCCAGCGGCUGAGAGCCUCGCCAUCUUCAAGGAGAUGAAGGAUGGAACCGAUUUUGGCAAGAAGCACUGCAUUAGAGCUCGAAUCACAUUUGACUCGACCAAUGGUGCUAUGAGAGAUCCAGUGGUCUACCGUUUUCCCAAAUUCAAAUCCGAGGACGGCGAGGAGCCCAUAUCGCUCCCCCAUCACCGCACAGGGUGGGAAUGGAACAUCUAUCCAACUUACGACUUCGCUUGCCCGGUAGUGGAUAGCAUCGAAGGUGUUACCCAUGCUCUUCGCACGACCGAGUACGCAGACCGGAACGCCCAGUACCAGUGGUUCCUUGAGACCCUGGGCCCCCGGCCCGUACAGCUCUAG